CGAUUGACUCAGCCCAUCUCAUGCCACCUCUGGAAGACGAGAUAAAGAAUGGUCAAUGGCUGGGGGUUACAGUCAGAAGUCAGGGGCCUGGAAAGAAAGUUUUGGUUUGUGCUCAUAGAUAAUAAAGCAGGGCGCUGAUUUCCAAUGGGGUACAGGACUAUGCUAUACCCUGUCUCAAAGACUGGACUAUGAAACGCUUGGGAACCAUGCAAGGGAGAUCCACUAACAAGGCGCACGAGGAGUACGGCUACUGCCAGGUGGGCACCAGUGGUGUCCUGGUGGGUGACGACACCGUGGUGCUGGGGACACCGGGGCCCUACACGUGGCGGGGCACUGUCUUUGUGCUCAGUGCAUCGGACAACUAUCUGGACCGCGACAAGACAUUCUACAUGGGCCCCGUCACCGAGCCACUCGCUCCUGUCGACAAGUACAGCUAUCUCGGUAUGUCGGUGACAGCUGCCAACUCUUCGGCAGCAACAUGUCGUAUGCGGCCGGGGCACCACGGCCAAUGGCAGGGCAAAGUGGUCCUCUUCUCCAUAGCCAAGCGCAUGCACUCCACCAUGAACGUCAAUCUGGUCAUCGAUGGCGAGCAGUUCGCCUCCAGCUUCGGCUACGAGAUUGCUACCGCUGAUGUCAAUGGUGAUCUAUUACCUGAUCUUCUUGUUGGAGCUCCUUUCUACUUUGAUCGCGACGUUGGAGGCGCCAUCUAUAUUUAUUUGAACAACAAGGAACGCUGUCUCAACUGUGCCAAACCCACCAAAAUGACUGGCAAACCUGAAUCAAGAUACGGAUUUGCUAUUACCAACCUGGGUGAUAUUAACAAAGAUGGCUACGAUGAUAUAGCUGUCGGUGCACCGUAUGAGACAACGGGGUUGUCUAUGUUUAACUGGGAUCCAAAAAUGGACUUAUCACCGAACCGUCUCAG
Molecule: messenger RNA, 925 nt
Organism: Nilaparvata lugens (brown planthopper)
Lineage: Eukaryota; Metazoa; Arthropoda; Insecta; Hemiptera; Delphacidae
Product: integrin alpha-PS1-like
Exons: 6
Biological process (GO): cell-matrix adhesion; integrin-mediated signaling pathway; cell adhesion mediated by integrin
Cellular component (GO): external side of plasma membrane; integrin complex
Molecular function (GO): integrin binding
Source: RefSeq, a predicted model, not a curated record